GGAAAUUAAAUGAGAUUGAAUCGUGGCAAUAGGGAGGUCACUACAUUCAGAGAAACUAUCUUUCUGGACAUGGUACAAAAUAAAAGCAUCCGGAUAUUAUAUGCAGUGAUAUUCUCAACUACACUCGUUGUAAAAAGUACUUCAAAUAACGUAUGCCCCACAUCGCCAUGCUUUUGUGUCAACGCCACAGUGGCAGACUGUUCCAGUAGGAAGCUAGAAACUCUACAACCCCUUCAUGGCACAAUCCCUGCAAGUGUAACAAACUUAGAUCUGUCUGGAAACAAUUUCUCUUACAUCAACGAUACAUUUUUUGACCCCAUUGCUUCAUUGAAAAUUGCAAAUUUAAGCAUCAAAGAAUGUAAAUUACAUGGAAUAUCUAAAAGAGCAUUGCAACACUUCAAAGAAAUUUAUAAAUUGGAUCUUUCAAUGAAUGAAUUGGAAUACAAGUCAAUACUACAAAUCUUAAGAUGGUUGAAUGGUUCUCAAAUUAAUAAACUGGAUAUAUCUGAUGUGAAAGGGGCUCCAACAUCUCUACCAGAAAAUGUUUUUGAAAGCAUGUACAGAAAUAGUUCUCUUCAUACAUUGCAUCUUCGAAAUUGGGAACUGGUCAAUGUCAGUGGAACAACAUUUAAAAAGAUGUCCACAUUGAAAAAACUUGACUUGAGUAAUAAUAACAUUCUUGAACUAAAAAUGGAAGGAUUUGACCACAUAAAACAAUUAAAUCUAACGUUGAAUGAACUUGCCUAUGUCCCAAAAAUGUGUGAUGCAAAUAAUAAAUCGUAUGUUCCUAGGUUAAAAUUUCUAUGGUUAGCAAUAAAUCACAUCUCGGACUCGCUUGAAUUCCAUCGACAGGGCCAUUGUUUUACUGAAUUAGAAUAUCUUAAUUUAUCUUUCAAUGCGAUAAGCAUUUUUAAAAAUAAUUCAUUUUCCUCAAUUAGGAGUUUGAAGAAGUUACGUUUGAACGAUAUGCUAACGUACGAUUUGAUUAUUGAAAAAGACGCAUUAAAGUCGAAAUCAUUGGAGGCUUUAUUCUUUGGAAGCAAUAAAAGAGUAACAAAAGAAAUGCUAAAAUAUGAAACUAUAUUCCAGAAGUGUACAAAUGUAAGAACAUUAGACAUGUCGCUUUUUGAUUUUUCUGCUUUUACAGACGAAGACUUUUUAAAAAUGUUAUCUCCACUUACACAUAUAAAACAACUAAUUUUACGCCAUUCUGUAUUGAAUUUCGUUCCAUUUAUAUCACAUUUGAAAACACUUCAGAUUUUGAAUUUACACGGUAAUUUUAUUCGCCAUGUUCACAAAGAUAGCUUUAUAAACAAUACAAACUUACAUAAAAUUAUUCUCAGAAAAAACCAAUUAACAUCUAUCCAUGAAGAUUCAUUCACAGAAGAUAUAUGGAAUAAUUCAAAUUUUACAAUCGAUGUUUCCUUUAAUCCUUUUGCUUGUGACUGUGACCUUGAAUGGUUCGUUAAGUGGGCAGAUGCACACAGAGAAAAAGUCAUUAAUUAUCAUUCCAAUCAGUGUGAUUCACCAAAAGAGUGGAAGGGUCGUCACAUAAAUAGCAAUUUACAUUACCUCAAAAUGAAAUGUCAUCCAUUGAAUCGAAUUUUCAUCAUCAUCCUGACUAUUGGUUCCUUUGUAUUUAUUUUUCUAUUUACCUUUGUACUUUUUCGAAAGUUAAGGUGGGAUAUUUUGUUUUAUGUACAUAACUGCCUGGAUGGAAGACGGAGAGGAUACCAUAGAUUGACUGACCAUGAUUUAAAAGAAUACGACGGGUUUGUUGCUUACAAUACACGUGACCGGAAGUGGAUAAUGUCUGAACUAGUUGACGUUCUAGAGAAAAAAGAAAGUUACAAGCUUUGUCUGCAUGAGCGAAAUUUUUUGCCUGUUGGAUUUCAUGUGGAUAACAUCUUUGAAAAUAUGGAGGCCAGUCGAAAACUUUUGCUAGUUCUAACAAACAAUUUCAUGCAAGAUCAAUGGUGCCAAUUUGAAACUAUAAUAGCCAAUCAGAAAUUAGCAGACGGUAACAAAAACAACAUUCUCCUGAUUCUGUUGGAUAAUAUUGAUUCCAAACAUUUUACAGCAGCACUGAAAACGUUGCUCAAAGAAGCUGAAAGUGUGGAAUGGACAUCUAAUUUAAACGGAAGGAAAUUGUUUUGGAAAAAGAUUAAGAAUUUUAUGUGCAAAUAGAUUUCCAGAUUCUUUAGUCUCGUUCAUAUUGUUAAAAGCUACACUGAAUUACUAAUGAUUGAGAAUAUUAAAGUAUAAUACUUUUACAGUUUCAUU
This is a messenger RNA of Saccostrea cuccullata (small rock oyster), 2283 nucleotides long. Its product is annotated as toll-like receptor 13. Gene Ontology annotation, biological process: toll-like receptor signaling pathway; immune response; inflammatory response. Lineage: Eukaryota; Metazoa; Mollusca; Bivalvia; Ostreida; Ostreidae. The record is from RefSeq and is a predicted model, not a curated record. The coding region runs from base 10 to 2187 and encodes 725 amino acids. The transcript has 2 exons. Gene Ontology annotation, cellular component: plasma membrane. Gene Ontology annotation, molecular function: transmembrane signaling receptor activity; protein binding.